GCAGGGCCGGACAGGGCUUGAGGGGCUUGAGGGAACCGGGCAGGGCCGGGCCGGGCAGGGCUUGAAGGGGCCAGGCAGGGCUGAGGGCGUGAGGGGGCCGGGCCGGGCCGGGCAGGGCGUAAGGGGCGUGACAAGGAUGGACAGGGCUGAGGGAGUGAGGGGCAUGAGGGGGCCGAGCAGAGCAGGGGAGGGGAGGGGAGGGGAGGGCAGGGCUGGGCUGGGCUUGGCUUGGCUUGAGGAGCGUGAGAGGGAUGGACAGGGCUGAGGGCGUGAGGGGCGUGAGAGGGACGGGCAGGGCCGAGCCGAGGGUCUGAGGGGGCCGGCCAGAGCUGAAGGGGCUGGGCAGGACUUGAGGGGCGUGAGGGGGUCGGGCAGGGCUGAAGGAGCCGGGCAGGGCUGAAGGAGCCGGGUAGGACUUGAGGGGUGUGAGGGGGUCGGGCAAGGCUGAAGGAACCGGGCAGGGCUGAAGCUGUGAGGGUGCCGGGCAGGACUUGAGGGCGUGAGGAACGUGAGGGCGCCGGGCUGGGCUGAGCCGAGCCGAGCUGAGCUGAGGGGAGUGAGGGAACCAGGCAUGGCUGAGGCUGUGAGGGGGCCGAACGUGGCUCCUGCGCCUUUGUGGCGCUGUCCCCGCCGCUCUGUGUUUUGUCACGCUGUGUCGCAGCGUGGUGGCGGAGCAGCUCAUCCCGCUGCUCUUCCUAUCCAGACACGGCUCCGUCCUGUGGGCUCUGCCGCCGCCUCCCUCCCGAGAUCCCGCUGCUUUGGGGUCACUGCUGCCAGCUGUCGUUAGUCUUUAAUGAAUUAAGAGCUCUCUAAGAUUAGACACGAAGGGUUUUUUUCCUCCUGUAGGCUCUGAGUGCAGAGGGCUGUGGGAAUUGCCAGUGAAAAAUCCUUUUUAUUCUUGACCAAGGUGGCUGUGGCUCUCAGGGGAAAGACACUUCAGGUGGGCUUUCGGUUCUACAAAAGCCUCUCCCAGGCUGGCUCCAGGCAUCAGAGGAAGGAGAACACGGUGUUGUUUUGGCUGAAGUGCUCAGCUUCAAGACUUCACUUUGUUCCUCACAGCUUGGAGGGAUAUGAAGCCAAUUGGAAAAGUGCUUUGUGCUACAGGGGUUGUAGCUGGGCUCGUAGCUUUCUUCUGGAAAGACGACUUUAACCCAGAGAGCCUGUCUGGUGCCCGUGUUCUCGUGACUGGAGCCAGUGCUGGGAUUGGAGAGCAGAUAGCAUAUCACUAUGCCAGGUUUGGUGCUGAGAUUGUGUUGACUGCCAGGAGGGAAGCUGUGCUGCAGAAGGUAAUGGAGAAAUGCCUGACACUUGGAGCAAAGAAAAUAUUUUACAUCCCUGCAGAUAUGUCUUCCCCUUCAGAGCCUGAAAGGGUGGUGCAGUUUGCUGUCCAAAAGCUGGGGGGCCUGGAUUACCUGGUGCUGAACCACAUCGGCACCAACCGCUUCCAGGAGUGGGCUGGGGAUGUGGAGUACACGCGCUGGCUGCUGCAGGUGAAUUUUUUGAGUUAUGUGGCUCUUGCAACAGCAGCUCUGCCCAGCCUGGAGAAGAACAGAGGUGCUCUGGUGGUUGUUUCUUCCCUCACAGGGAAAAUGCCCACUCCCUUCACCACUUCCUACUCUGCCACCAAGUUUGCCCUGGAUGGAUUCUUCAGCUCGCUGCGCCACGAGCUCAUCAUGCAGAGCAGGGAUGUGUCGGUCACCCUGUGCAUCCUGGGCCUGAUUGACACUGACUCGGCGCUGGAGCACACCAGGGGCAAAGUGCUGCUCAGCGCCUCCCCCGCUCCCGAGGCCGCGCUCGCCAUCGUCCGCGGCGGAGCCGCUCGGGCGCCCGAGAUUUUCUACCCGCGGUGGCUGCGGCCGCUCUGCUGCCUCUGGGCUCUGUUCCCCAGCAGCGGGAACCAGGUGCUGCGGGCUUUCUACAACUACAGCAGCCCCUGAGGGGCGCUCAGGCUCAUCCUACAGCCCUGUAAUCCCAUUCCUGCCAUCCUAAAUGAGCUUUGCUUGGUCGUAUCCUAUGCAAGCUGUUACAGCUCCAGAGCUCAGUCCCCAAGGGCACUGGGUGCCAGAAGCCAGCUCGCUCUCAGACCAAGGCCACGGGUCAGCCCCUAGCAAGCAGGGAGAUAUUCAGCUCUUAGUCAUUAGGCAGCUCUUGUGAUUUCAGCUUUGCUUGCUAGGUAGCUUUUCCCUUGGCCUAAGGCUCCAGCAGACGGUAGAGAGAGGAGAAGCAGAAGACGCUGGCUGUUCCACGAGUAUGGCUUUAUUGGAGGGUCUGUGAAGGGUCUCAGCUCUUCUUCUUCCCAGUUAGUAGGGGUACAGUGUGCUACUUUUAUACCCCCUGGAUCCAAUCCUGACCAAUGGCAAAGGUGUUAGAGUGACCAUAAGUGACCAAUGGUAGGGUUAACACAAUAUUGCCUUACAUGGCUAUAGGGAUAAGGUACAAGGCGGAUGUCCCUGGAGACAGGAAACUUCUUUGCCGCUGUGUCAGCAUUCUAUUCUCCAACGGGCCCUGGCUAAACCUGAGGGGUUUACUACACCAUCCCACUGAGCACUGCUGUCAGUCAGGAGCAGGGCAGAGUGCUGGCAAAAUCCCAUUUUCCUAACGUGACUCAUGGUGUGUCAUCCUCCUUGAACCACGGUUCUGCUGCUGCCACCCAUCAGUCAGAGGCCUUCCUCCCAUCUCCCUCCUCCUUCAGCCUCACCUGUGUGCUCUGACUGCACCCAGUCUUUGCUCAGCCCCAGUUUAACCCCUGUGUGUCUGCAUAGGAUGUCCUGGCAUGGCUGCACCUCAUUUUGGAUACCAUGAACCCUCUUGCUUCCUCUAAGUACAAUUUUUUAUCUCUAUUUUAAUUAAACAAGUUUUUAAUGUCUUGGUGUUAUGUGUUGAUGCUUCCUCUGUGAUGAAAUAUUGCUCCCCUGGGUUCUGUGGGCCAAGGGCUGUUUGCUGACCCCAUGUGAAAUGUUAAAUUAGCCCAGGGCUUUGGCAAUGUCUUCAAGUGUAAGCAUUACCUAACAACAACAGGAAUUAGAGCCCCAGUUACUUAG
Molecule: messenger RNA, 3041 nt
Organism: Zonotrichia leucophrys gambelii
Lineage: Eukaryota; Metazoa; Chordata; Aves; Passeriformes; Passerellidae
Gene: HSD11B1L
Product: hydroxysteroid 11-beta dehydrogenase 1 like
Exons: 7
Coding region: 1071-1937 (288 amino acids)
Cellular component (GO): intracellular membrane-bounded organelle
Molecular function (GO): oxidoreductase activity
Source: RefSeq, a predicted model, not a curated record